Molecule: messenger RNA, 2260 nt
Organism: Alligator mississippiensis (American alligator)
Lineage: Eukaryota; Metazoa; Chordata; Crocodylia; Alligatoridae
Gene: CORO6
Product: coronin 6
Exons: 11
Coding region: 129-1544 (471 amino acids)
Biological process (GO): cell migration; actin filament organization
Molecular function (GO): actin filament binding
Source: RefSeq, a predicted model, not a curated record
GCGCCGACCUCCCCGCCCGCCCGCUCGCCCGCCCCCAGCGCCUCGGCCGCGUCCGCCCCGCACCGCACCGCACCGCCUCGGACGCCGCACCGCACCGCACCGCCGCGCCGCGCCGCGCAGCCGCAGCCAUGAGCCGCCGAGUCGUGCGCCAGAGCAAGUUCCGGCACGUCUUCGGGCAGCCGGUGAAGGCCGACCAGAUGUACGAGGACAUCCGUGUCUCCAAGGUCACCUGGGACAGCUCUUUCUGUGCCGUCAACCCCAAGUUCGUGGCCAUCAUCGUGGAGGCCGGUGGUGGGGGCGCCUUCAUGGUGCUGCCCCUCUCCAAGACGGGGCGCGUGGAUAAGAACCACCCGCUGGUGACCGGGCACACGGCGCCCAUCCUGGACAUCGACUGGUGCCCGCACAACGACAACGUCAUCGCCAGUGCCUCCGAGGACACCACCGUCAUGGUCUGGCAGAUCCCCGAUUACGUGCCCAUGCGCAACAUGACGGAGCCCGUGGUCACGCUCGAGGGGCACUCGAAGCGCGUGGGCAUCCUCACCUGGCACCCCACUGCCCGCAACGUACUGCUCAGCGCAGGUGGCGACAACCUGGUGAUCCUGUGGAACGUGGGCACGGGCGAGAUGCUGCUGCGGCUGGACGAGGUGCACACCGACCUCAUCUACAACGUCUGCUGGAACCGCAACGGCAGCCUGCUCGUCACCACCUGCAAGGACAAGCACGUGCGCGUCAUCGACCCCCGCAAGCAGCAGGUCGUGGCGGAGAGGUUUGCGCCCCACGAAGGGAUGCGGCCCCUGCGGGCCAUCUUCACGCGGGAAGGCUACAUCUUUACCACGGGCUUUACCCGGAUGAGCCAGCGGGAGCUGGGCUUGUGGGACCCGAAGAGCUUCGAGGAGCCCAUCGCCCUGCAGGAGAUGGACACCAGCAACGGGGUGCUGCUGCCCUUCUACGACCCCGACUCCAGCAUCGUCUACCUGUGCGGCAAGGGGGACAGCAGCAUCCGGUACUUCGAGAUCACGGACGAGCCGCCCUACGUGCACUACUUGAGCACCUACAGCAGCAAGGAGCCGCAGCGCGGCAUGGGCUUCAUGCCCAAGAGGGGCCUGGACGUCAGCAAGUGCGAGAUCGCCCGGUUCUUCAAGCUGCACGAGCGGAAGUGUGAGCCCAUUGCCAUGACGGUGCCACGCAAGUCCGACCUGUUCCAAGACGACCUGUACCCCGACACGCCGGGCCCCGAGCCUGCGCUGGAGGCGGACGAGUGGCUUUCGGGGAAGGACGCGGAGCCCAUCCUCGUCUCGCUGCGCGACGGCUACGUGCCCGUCAAGAACCGCGAGCUCAAGGUGGUCAGGAAGAACGUCCUGGACAACCGGCCACCGCUGGGGCCGCGCCGCAGCCAGUCCUCCUGUGACGCCAACUUCUCGCGCCUGACGCUGGAGGAGCUGCUGGAGGAGAUCCGGGCGCUGAGACAGGCCGUCCAGGCCCAGGAGAAGCGCAUCUCCGAGCUGGAGCACAAGCUGGGCCAGUUCACCAACGGCACGGACUAGCGGCCCCCGCCCCGCGGCCGGCCAGGACUGGGCCCAGCCCUGCUGACGGGAUUAAAACCCAAGCCCGAGCGGGGAGGCCGAGCCGUGUUCUUUCCCGGGGCUGCGGGGGCGCGUGCCCUCGGCCACCCCGGUACCGCUCCCCGCCGCGGCCCCCGGCGAGACACGGCUGUGCCCUGCGAUGGACUGCGAUGGAGCCCUGUGCUCUGGGGGCUCCCGAGGGCUCGCCUCCCCCCGCGGGGUGUGGGGUGCAGGACGGGUCCCUAGGCCAGGGGCCGGGUGCUUGCAGGGAAAGGCCUCAACUUGCUCCGUGGGGCAGGGGCGCUGUGCUGUGCUGUGCUGUGCUGCGCGUGCUGGGGUCCAGCCCCCGGGGACAGGCAGCCUGGGGCCAGCUCGGCCCGGGGGACAGGAGUGGCUCUGAGGACACUGGACCUCAUGGGCAGAGCCAGCGACGUAGGGACCCAGCUGGGGUCCGGGGGGUCUAUGGGGGCAGAGCCUGGGCUCACGGGCCAGGCCAGCCGUGGGCAUGGGGGUGUCCUCGGGGCACCUGUGACCUCAGGGCCAGUCAGGGGCAUCUUGCUGUCCGGGGUGGGGGUGCCCGCAGGCAGGGUGCUGAGCCCCACUGGGGAUGCAGCGAGCUUAGGGAGCGCUCGAGGCCGCAUCCAUCCACCCUCUCGGCAGCUCCACGGCCCCCGCUAAUAAACAGCUAAUUGCUCCGA